AUUUUAUUUUCUUUCUUGGAAAAAAAAAUUCAUUCAUUUCUGUACAAUGUGGUCUUCCUCACGAUGAACACACACAUUCAUGCUAGAAUGAAUUGAACAUGGUUUCUCUCUCUCCCUCUCUCUCUCUCUCUGAAAACACCAAAAACAUUGAUUUGAAUGGAAGCUAGAAUGCCCAACAAACUGCAACUAAAAGAUUCUCACCUCCCAAUCCCUUCAUUCCCCAGAAGAAGAGAAAUGCAUGUGUAUGCUGUGAGGCACACUUACAUAAACUAAACAACCUGAAUUAGACCCCUGCACUUUGAGCUCCAUUUCCAGUGCCAAUAUCUUCCAAAACUAAACAUGAUAGCUGAUACCCUGAAAAGAGAGUUCCCCGUCGAAGCGUUUGUGGAUUUGUGCAGCACAGAAGAGAGUGAGAGGAAGGGAGGAGGAGGGAGAAUGGAGAGGAAGAAGAAAUGUGUUGUGGAGGUUCAGGAUGACUGCAGAGAGUUUAAGUCGAAGAAUCUCCAGGCCGAGAGGCGGCGUCGUGAGAAGCUCAGCCAGAGGCUCCUGGAGCUCCGCUCAUUAGUCCCAAACAUAACCAAUAUGACUAAAGAAACGAUUAUCACGGAUGCGAUUAGCUACAUUGAGGAGCUGCAGAACAAUGUGAAGGAGCUGAGCAACCAGCUUUUGGAAAUGGAGGCCACUUCUGGAGUGGAAGGGAAAGCCCAGAUUACUGGAGAUCAUAACACUGAUUCUGCUGCAGAAGACAUGAAGAAAUUUGGGAUUGAGGCAGAGGUUCAGGUGGCUCAAAUUGACCAAAACAAGCUGUGGAUCAAGGUAAUCUGCCAGAACCGAAAAGGCGCCUUUACGAAACUAAUGGAAGCCAUGAAUGUUCUUGGAGUUCAUCUCUAUGAUACCUCUGCCACCACCUCCAAAGGUGCCCUUCUUGUCACCUCAACUCUUGAGUUAAAUCAGAGUGGAGCAGCGGAGGCUCAUCAAGCUCAACAGUUCUUGCAGGAGAUUAUCAAGAACAUAUAAGGAUUAGGAUUUUUUCCUUAAACAAGAACAAACAUCACUGUCA
Molecule: messenger RNA, 1060 nt
Organism: Ipomoea nil (Japanese morning glory)
Lineage: Eukaryota; Viridiplantae; Streptophyta; Magnoliopsida; Solanales; Convolvulaceae
Product: transcription factor DYT1
Exons: 4
Coding region: 340-1017 (225 amino acids)
Biological process (GO): regulation of DNA-templated transcription
Cellular component (GO): nucleus
Molecular function (GO): protein dimerization activity; DNA-binding transcription factor activity; sequence-specific DNA binding
Source: RefSeq, a predicted model, not a curated record